Molecule: messenger RNA, 1470 nt
Organism: Salvia hispanica
Lineage: Eukaryota; Viridiplantae; Streptophyta; Magnoliopsida; Lamiales; Lamiaceae
Gene: SIG4
Product: sigma factor 4
Biological process (GO): regulation of DNA-templated transcription; DNA-templated transcription initiation
Molecular function (GO): DNA-binding transcription factor activity
Source: RefSeq, a predicted model, not a curated record
GAAGUGCUGAGGCUAAUAACACCAUAAAAAAACUCCAAAAAUUCUGGAACACAGUUAUUCAAUCUAUCCCACACUCACACUAACGGCAUCAGCUCCGGCACAAAUGCAUAUACGCUCAAACCAUUCACCUAAAUUGCCAAAUAUGCUAUUCACUUCGUCACAUCUCUGCAUUUCAAGUCUCCCUCAAUCUUCAUCCAAUUACACCUGCGCCGCGCUUCAACAAGAUAUAUUUCUACUUCCCGCUGGCGGUUUUUUGCAGCUCGCCGGAACUACUACGCCGUCGCCCCUUAGGAUAUUGGAGAGAGAAAGCAAAUGCGACGAAUCUAUAAUCAGAAGGAAAAGGAGGAGGAGGAGAAGGAAAAGAAGAAAUACAUUGGAUCGCAUAUACAAUGACGACGAAGAGGAAGUGGAAGUGGAAGUGGAAAAGGAUGAUGAGAUCGCGUUGUUGCCGCCCAAAAAGGCGGGAAAAUCGAGAUUCAUGAACCCUAAAGAAGAGGCGAGAUUCUCCAGGUAUCUCAAGGAAAGAGAGAGAAUUGAAGCUGUGAGAAGAGGAUUAGUAGCGGAAAAAGGGGGAGAUGAUGUUUCCUCAAACGAAUGGGCCAUGGCCGCAGGAAUUAGCCGGCGCAAACUAGACGAGAUCUUGUGGGAUGGGAGAGAAUCAGAGAAUAGAAUCACUAGCUGCUAUCACGGCCUCGUUGUGUCGAUUGCUUCUUCCUAUCUAGGCAGAGGACUGAGCUUGCAGGAUCUGGCUCAGGAAGGAAGCAUCGGCCUUCUUCGAGGUGCGAUCAAAUUCGAUCCAGAUAAAGGCUACAAGCUAUCAACAUACGCUUACUGGUGGAUCAGGCAAUCCAUCACCAGAGCAGUAGCAAGCAAGUCGAAGAUGAUCAGAUUACCGGGCAGCAUAAGCGAGCUGAUCCCCAAAAUCUGCGAAGCCAGCAACGAGUUAAGCAGAGAGCUAGCAAGGGUUCCUACGUACCAAGAGAUCGCAGAAGCUAUCGAUGUGGAUGCAGGAGCUGUAAGGCUUGCUCUCGAGGGAAAAAGAGGUCCGAUCUCUCUGGAUCAAGUAAUGACCAGCUAUGGCUACAUGUCCCUGCAGGAUAUAAUAGCGGGGCCUGAAGAGCUGGGUCCGGAAUUGAUGAUGAAGAAGGAGAUGGUUAGGGCGGAGAUAGGGAAGCUUAUGGAGGAGCUGUGUGAGAGAGAGGCAGAGAUCUUGAGGCUGCACUACGGGUUGAGCGGGGAGUCGCUGUGGUCGUUCGAGGAGAUAGGGAGACUGCUAAAGCUGUCGAGGGAGAGAGUGAGGCAGAUUAAUACUGCUGCAUUGGCCAAGUUGAGGGAGGGAAGCCAAGAAGAUGAUCUCAAAUAUUUCAUCUAGUUGCUAUAAUAGAAUAUGUAGUACAUAUUGAAGCUUCUAAUAUAUCAUGAUAGUGCCUUUUAAAUAGGCUUCUUUUAUAUUGGCUUAAGUUUCAGCGA